AUGGCCUCCACACUUGAAGGGACAACAAUUUUUCUGGCACUCUUAGUUCUAGGAAUAUGGGCUUCUCAAGCCGAUUGCCGAAGACCGCUAGACGAAGCUUCUAUUCGAGCGAAACACGAACAAUGGAUGGCUCGUCAUGGGCGCGUCUACAAGGACAAUGCAGAGAAGGAAGAACGUCUUAAGAUAUUCAAGGAGAAUAUGGAAUACGUAAAGAAUUUCAACAGCCAAAAGAAUCAAACUUUCAAGUUGAGCAUCAAUCGAUUUGCGGACUUGACAAAUAAAGAAUUCAUUCGCUAUCGUACCGGUGGGAAAUUGGUCUCAAGACCACCCGGAGUUCAAUCACUCGCGUAUGAAGCCCUAAGUGGCGAUGCUCCUUCUAGCAUCGACUGGAGGCAAAAAGGAGCUGUCACUAGUGUUAAGGAACAAGGAAAAUGUGGAUCUUGUUGGGCACAAGCCGCCGCAGCAGCAGUUGAGGGCCUGACUAAGAUCAAAACGGGCAAACUGCCCACGCUGUCGGUGCAAGAACUCCUGGACUGUGUCACGAACAGCGCAAUCACUCGAGGCUGCGCGGAAGGAAACCAGGACGAUGCCUUUGCAUACAUAAAAGAAAACGGAGGCAUAACCAGCGCGUCGAAUUACCCGUACAAGGCGAAGGACGGAACUUGUGACAAGAAUAAAGCGUCCCAACAUGCUGCCAAGAUCAGCGGCUACGCAGUGGUGCCUGAAAACAACGAGGACGCCUUACUAAACGCCGUGUCCAAACAACCGGUCGCCGCAUUUGUAAAUUCAGCGGGCAAAGAGUUUCAGCUCUACUCGAGCGGGGUCUUCUCUGGAAAUUGUGGCACGUCGUUGGACCAUAUCUUGACGAUCGUCGGCUACGGAACAUCUGAAGAUGGUAAAAAAUACUGGCUACUUAAGAACUCAUGGGGCACCAACUGGGGUGAGAGUGGUUACAUGAGACUCCAGAGAAACCCCGGUUUCGCACAAGGCCGUUGUGGUAUUGCCAUAUAUGCUUCCUAUCCAACUGCCUAACUAACUAAUCCCUAAGGUGGUCUUGGCUAUAUAACCUGAAACCAGAUUUCCA
Messenger RNA from Morus notabilis, 1084 nucleotides. RefSeq names its product ervatamin-B-like. Gene Ontology annotation, molecular function: cysteine-type endopeptidase activity. The record is from RefSeq and is a predicted model, not a curated record. Lineage: Eukaryota; Viridiplantae; Streptophyta; Magnoliopsida; Rosales; Moraceae. Gene Ontology annotation, cellular component: lysosome. The transcript has 2 exons. The coding region runs from base 1 to 1032 and encodes 343 amino acids.